Messenger RNA from Mangifera indica (mango), 945 nucleotides. RefSeq names its product transcription repressor OFP16-like. Bases 101 to 805 code for a protein of 234 amino acids. The record is from RefSeq and is a predicted model, not a curated record. Gene Ontology annotation, biological process: negative regulation of DNA-templated transcription. Lineage: Eukaryota; Viridiplantae; Streptophyta; Magnoliopsida; Sapindales; Anacardiaceae. The transcript has a single exon.
CGAAAGAAGAAUCAUCUCUCUCAAAUAAAUACACCUUCAGAUUUUCCCUCUUCUCAAAUCUCUCUUUCUUCUUAAUUCUCUGCAAUAACAAAAAGAAAAAAUGCCCACCACACUUGGAAGAAAUCUCCAUUUGUGCUUCACCAAGAUCAAACGUCCGCUAAGCCCCCAAUCAUCUCCUCCCUUCCACCACCGCCCUUCGUUUCUCUUCAAAAGCUUCAACUCUCUUUACGACUACGACACCACCAACGUCGCCUUUGACUCAACCUCCAAAUCCAUUACCCGCACGCAUUCCUCCGACUCCGAAUCCGAACCCGACUUCGCCACCGUUUUCGCCUCCCAACGCUUCUUUUUCGCCUCCCCCGGUCGCUCUAACUCCAUCAUUGAAUCGACGCCGUCCCUCGACACUGCUGAGUCUUCCGAUACACCGAUUGGUAUGAUCAGCCCGAGGAAUGACGACUCGAACCAAUCAUCAGAUGUUAAUUUAUAUUCCCAAGAUUCGUUUCAAUCUUUAUUGAUGAAGUCUACGAGUGUUAAAGACAGUGUGGCUGUCCACACCGACUCGCCGGACCCGUACAUGGACUUCCGGCGAUCCAUGCAGGAGAUGGUGGAGGCACGUGACCUGGUGGACGUGAAAGCGAACUGGGAUUACUUGCACGAGCUUCUUUUAUGUUACCUAGCGUUGAAUCCGAAGAGCACACAUAAGUUCAUUAUAUCAGCUUUUGCUGAUCUUCUGGUGAGUCUUAUGUCAUCAACAUCGAACGAUAUGGAGGAGGAGGAGGUCAGCUGUAGUAGGGAAUGUGAGUAAGUUGUUGGAGUCGUGGACGGCGGCGGUGGAGGUGGCUGAAGCGGCGGGUUUUAGGAAUAAUGUAAUGAUUACCUUAUUAUCUUGGUUAAAGAUUUAUUUAGCAAUGCAUAAUAUAUGUGGGAAACUACAAGAUUUGGUCC